CAUUGCUCACAUACACACACCGUGACGUCAGGAUAGCGGAAGAGCGGCGUUCAGCAGAUCCAGCGCCGCUAAGCGAGAUGGCGUGCAGCGACACACACAAGUCCAGUCUGGACGAGUCCAAUAACGACUGGCCAUCCAGCUGUGCGGCGGCGAUGGAGAAGGAGCGGGAGUCCUACCUGAGCCCCACGGAGAACCCCUCCACCCUCAGCGUGUCCCCCAGCCUCCAGCCUGACCAGCAGGGCUACGACGUCGACUUCGACCCCCCGCUGGAGAGCAAGUACGAGUGUCCCAUCUGCCUGAUGGGCCUGAGGUCAGCGGUGCAGACGCCGUGCGGCCAUCGCUUCUGCAACUGCUGCAUCAGGAAAUCUAUCCGAGACACGGGGCAGAAAUGUCCGGUGGAUAAUGAAGUUCUGACGGAGGACCAGCUCUUCCCGGAUAACUUUGCCAAGAGAGAAAUCCUGUCCCUCACUGUUCGCUGCAGAAACGUCGGCUGUAUGGAGAAAAUGGAGCUCCGGCACUUAGAGAAUCACAUACCGCACUGUAAGUUCGCCACAGUGCCGUGCCCUCAGUGCCAGGAAUCGGUGUGGAAGAGUGAGCUGGAGGAACACAUUAACCAGGAGUGUUCACACCGCCUGAUUACCUGCCCUGACUGUGCCGAGAACAUCAUCUACGCUGAGAAACAGUUUCAUGAACAGUUGUGCCUCUUUGCAAAUACAGUGUGUGAAUACUGUAACAUGGAGCUCAUUCGUAAUCAGUUGGCGUCGCACUGCGACACAGACUGUCUGAAAGCUCCCGUUGCCUGCACUUUCAGCAUUUUUGGUUGUCGAGAAAAGAUGCUGAGGAACGACCUGGCCCUCCACAUGCAGGAGUUCACGCAGAUGCACAUGCGCUAUAUGGCCGACGUCCUGCGCAACCAGACCAUCAACGGCUUAAUUUCUUCUCACUCUGCCUCGGCGGCGUCUCCGACGGACAGUCGCGGCGCGUCCUCCCGGCCAGAGGGGGCGUGCCAGUGCAACCAGGAGCUGCAGCAAAUGCGCGAGACGGUCCUGGAGCUGGAGAGCCGGCUGGUUCGGCAGGACCACAAGCUGCGGGAGCUGAGCAUCCGCAACGAGACGCAGUCCACCCAGAUGACGGAGCUGCGGAAGAAGCUGGCCUCCCUGGAGGAGUCCAUGCGGGAGCUGCAGGCUCAGCAGUACCAGGGCGUCUACGUGUGGCGGCUGGAAGGGUUCUCGACCCACAUCCGUAACCAGGAAGCGGGUCAUCCCGUGGUCCUUCACAGCCCGCCCUUCUACACGGGCCGGCCGGGCUACAAACUGUGCCUCCGGCUUCACCUGCAAACCCCCAACGCGCCACGAUGCUCCAACUACAUCUCUCUGUUUGUGCACACCAUGCAAGGGGAGUUCGACAGCCAGCUGUCCUGGCCUCUCCAGGGCACCAUCCGACUCGCCGUGCUGGACCAGGCGGAGGGUCAGCACCACGUGGAGGUGAUGGAGACCAAACCGGACCUCCAGGCUUUCCAGAGGCCCACGGUCCAGCGCAACCCCAAAGGCUUCGGCUACGUCACCUUUAUGCAGCUGCAGGCCCUGCACCAGAGAGGCUUCGUAAGAGACGAUGUGUUAAUGGUGCGCUGUGAGGUCACGCCGCGUUUCGACGCAAGCCUAAGGAGAGAGGGAGUGCAGCCGAGGGGCCUUGAGCCGUCGCUUUGAGCCAACCCGAAUCUCUUCGUUUCUGUUUACACCUGGCAUUAACAUGCAUCCUGGUUGAUCCAAGCGACUUCCAAAUCAAUUGCCCUAACAAUUGCUUGAGCGAUUGUUUGAAACGAUUGCCCAAGUGAUUGCCCAUACUGAGUGCCUAAAGCAAUUGCCCAAAACAAUUACCCAAGCGACUGCCCAACUCGAUUGCCCAAAAAAAUUACCCAGGCGAUUGCCCAAAGCGGCUUGCCUAAAACAAUUUUCCAAGCGAUUGCCCAAAAUAAAUACCUAAGCGAUUGCUCAAAACAGUUGCCCAAAGCAAUUGCCCAAAGCGAUUACCCAAGUAAUUGCCCAAAAUGACUGCCUAAACCAUUAUCCAAAUCGAUUGCCCAAGACGAUUUGUUUAAAACGAUUGCCUAAAACGAUUUCCCAAGUGAUUGUCCAAAACGCUUGCACAAAAUGAUUACCCAACAUGAUUGCCCAAAACAAUUGCCCAAAAUGAUUAACCAAGUGAUUGUCAAAACGAUGACUAAAGUGAUUGCACAAAAUGAUUGCCCACAGCAAUUGCUCAAAUCGAUUGACCAAGACAAUUGCCCAAAACAAAAAACGAAGCGAUUGCCCAAAGCGAUUGCCCAAAGCGAUUGCCCAAAGCGACUGCCCAAAACAAAAAAACGAAGCAAUUGCCCAAAGCGAUUGCCCAUAACGUGUGCCUAAAACAAUUACCUAAGCAAUUACCCAAAAUGAUUAACCUAGUGAUUGCCCAAAGCGAUCGCCCAAAAACUAAUACGACUUUCACCAGACAGAGCUUUGAUCUUAUCGUGUUUGUUUGAUUAAUGAACUAUUUUUAUUGGCCCUGGGACAAUGGGGCGGAGUUAGUUUGGCGCUCUGCUUAUGAUUGGAUCACCCAGAUGAUGCGUUAACGCCAGGAGUGAGCGAUCGGCACACACCUUAUCCUCUUCACUUUUAUCUUCAAGUUCUCAUGGACUCGGCCUUCGUAAUGUUUGUGAACAUAUUUCAGUGGAUUCGAGAAAUCUUACUGAAGACAUUUUUUUUUCUUUCUUUAUUUUGUUAAAUAUUUGUAUCAAGAUACGCCUUUGAACAGGAUAUGGACACGAUGAACACACGUGUACAUUGUUUUUACAUUACCGUGCGAGAUUCAGUGCAGUAUAGCAGUACUUCAGCAGUUCACUAGCGUGUGUUAUUAAUGGUGGAAGCUGUAAAAUGAACCUGACAGCAGGUCAGUGGUAUGAGGUUGAGCUUUAACUGGAGCGGUGCUGGUUUUUGGUCUGUUGGCCGCAGUAGUUUUUUAGAUUCUGUAGUAUUUUGUAGUCUGGAAAUGAGCAAAACCAGAUCCUGUUUACACCCGGUCACUUCAUACGGCUUAAAUAUGGCUACUAGGGGUGAGAUAAUAUAUCGUCGCUGUCAAAUGAAAAACAAGCAUUCACUUUCAAUGGAAGUAAACGAAAAAAGAGUUUAUUUGAAGUAUUUCUAUUGGUCUGUCAUCAAGAAAUUUUGUCACAGUGUAGGAGACAGUUUGUCUGUUUAAAUUAUGUAGUAAACUAAAAAUCACCAAGAGAUACUUGUUUUUUAUUGGACAGCAACGAAAUCGAUAUUGUGAUAUAUCGUAUGAUGUUCGUUUGUGAUACAUUAUCGAUACGUGGCAUCAAAAAUUUUUAUAUAUUUAUUGAAAAACCUAGGAGUGCUAAACUCCCUAAAACUCACCCUUCAAUUAGACUUACUAAAGUUACUGCUUUAUUACUCCACAUGUUGGCACUAUAAGCAAAUAAGAUUAUACUGUAAUACUGUGAUACUUGAUAUAUUGCAAGAUAAAUCUCUACGAUACUGCAUAGCGUCUUUCUAAAGAGGAUAAAAUACUCUUAAGUAAAUUAAAUACCAGGAAUUAUUGAUUUAUUAGUGUUACAGUUUCACAGAAUUUAACAACCAAUAUUCCUCACUGCAGGUUUAUUAACUUUAUUCAUUAUUUGAUUAUAGCGCCACCAUGUGGAGUAAUGAAGCAGUAAUGUAUCACAAAUGCAGAAAUAGACAUCUAGCUACAUUGCCAGUUAUAACAGGACACUUUAAUGUGGUUUUCAGCCUUUAAAACACAACAAAUACCACAAUGCAUUGCAACAGCACUCUUAAAAGGGACAUAUCAUGCUAAUGUGUCUUUUUACACAGGUUAGAAUGUACAAAACAUGUUAAUUUACAUAAGUUAAAUUAAGUUCUAACAUAAAAAUCACUCUCACAUAAAGAAACAAAUCGUACCAGUUACACUCCCUUUCAGAACGUGCUGUUUAAUGGCUCUGUCACUUUUAUGCAAAUAAGCUGUUUUGCUAACCACUCCCCAUGUUUACGCUGAGCGUUCAUAACCACAACGUUAGUGUUAGCUUGUGUAGGUAAAUUUCAAAACAGGAACAAGCUAAUUCAUGAUUACGGACUUGCUGCGGACAUUAGCUACAGAUCCCUCCCUCAGAAGAAGUCUGCUGGCUAAUCCUGCUGUGUACUGUGUACUGAGGUUCUCAACCAGCAGACCCAAAUGGAAUUGUUUUUUCAACUGAUCUAUUGGGUGGGGCUCUGGUGGCAGGUUUCCUGGGUUAUUGUGACAUCACAAUAAGGGAGGAGCCAUGCAAACGGCUCAUAGAAGCCGAAAACGAUUCCUGACCCCAAAUUCUUUCAGCUGAUUCAUAGAAAAUGUAUGUAUGGAUGUUUUUUGUUGUUGUUUGGAGUUUUACAGUGUUUAUAUAGGGGCAGUGAGACACAAGUGGAAAUAUUUAAACACAAAAACUUCAUUUUUGUUUAAUAUGUCCCCUUUUAAUGAUGCAUCAAAAGUUGAGUUUUGUACAGAUCUUUUAAAGGAGAACUCCUGUGUAAAAUAGAUUUUUGUUUUAGUAAAACAUGAUAAAAAGUAUUAACCUUUGUUAAAUAGCCCUCCUCCGCUCUCCUGCAGCUUUCCAUAAUACAGUAAUUUUGUGCUUUUUGCCCAAAACCUUAAACCAUAAAAUCUUAAUAAAUCGCUUUUUACACUGUUAUUCAGGCUCAAAGUAGCUCCACACUUCAUUGGUAGGAUUAAGAGAGCUCUUACAUUAAAAACUAGGCAUUUAGACCUUUAAAACCGCACAAGAAGUUUAUUAAAAAACACUUUUUACUGUUACUUUCUCAUAGCAUUAGCUACAUCUCCGGGCGCCCCCAUCACUGUACUGAUCUUGAUUCUACUUUAAGAUGUAAAAAAAAACAAAAAAAAAAAAACAGUGGUUUUAAAAAGCUUUUUUUUGUGCAGUUUUUAAGAUAUUAAUGUCUCGUUUUAAAUGUUAGGGCUCUCUUUGAUUCUACCAAUGAAAUGUGGAGCUACGUUGAGCCUGAAUAUUGGUGUAAAAAGCGAUUUAUUGGGGCAAAAUAUGUCACAAAGAAAGCUGUAGGAGUGCAGAGGUGAGCUCUUCUACAAAGAUAAGUAGUUUUUAUCAUGUUUUACUACACUAAAAGUCCAUUUUAAACCAAAGUUUAGAGCUAGAGCACUCCAGGUGAACGACUGUGAAGCUUUUAAAAAAGAUUUUCUUUUAUAUCACAUGAUCUACAUGGUUUAAUCACUGGGAGGUCAGUAUAACUCAGGAAUCCCAGAACCCACUGACAUGUUUUUUUUUUUGUAUUUUUUUUUCAUUCAUUUCUUGCCUAAAAGUAUAAAAGUGAUAAUGCCUGCAAAAA
Messenger RNA from Astyanax mexicanus (Mexican tetra), 5390 nucleotides. It is a transcript of the gene traf6, whose product is annotated as TNF receptor-associated factor 6. The transcript has 7 exons. The record is from RefSeq and is a predicted model, not a curated record. NCBI's taxonomy places the organism in Eukaryota, Metazoa, Chordata, Actinopteri, Characiformes, Acestrorhamphidae. The coding region runs from base 78 to 1706 and encodes 542 amino acids. Gene Ontology annotation, cellular component: plasma membrane signaling receptor complex. Gene Ontology annotation, biological process: regulation of canonical NF-kappaB signal transduction; protein K63-linked ubiquitination; interleukin-1-mediated signaling pathway. Gene Ontology annotation, molecular function: zinc ion binding; ubiquitin protein ligase activity; tumor necrosis factor receptor binding.